Molecule: messenger RNA, 996 nt
Organism: Coniosporium apollinis CBS 100218
Lineage: Eukaryota; Fungi; Ascomycota; Dothideomycetes
Product: solute carrier family 25 member 38
Exons: 2
Coding region: 1-996 (331 amino acids)
Biological process (GO): glycine import into mitochondrion
Cellular component (GO): mitochondrial inner membrane; mitochondrion
Molecular function (GO): glycine transmembrane transporter activity
Source: RefSeq, a predicted model, not a curated record
AUGUCAGAUGGCGGCUCUAAAUCCCGCCAGUCGUCCGCCUCCUUCCACUUCGUCGCCGGUCUCGGCAGUGGCAUUAUAAGUGCCGUCCUCCUCCAGCCCGCCGACCUCCUCAAAACCCGCGUACAGCAGUCGCACUCCACGACCCUCUGGUCAACAAUCCGGACCAUCGCCUCCGGACCGCAGCCCAUCCGCAGCUUCUGGCGCGGCACGGCGCCCUCGACCCUGCGCACCGGCCUCGGCAGCGGCCUCUACUUCUACACACUCAACGCGCUACGCCAACGCGUCGCCCGCAGCAAUGUCCUGGCUCACAGCAGCAGCAGCAGCAGCAGCAGCAGCGGGAGCGGGAGCGGGAGCGCAGGCGCCCACUCCUCCAGCCUCCCCAAGCUAAGCAACACCGCGAACCUCAUAACCGGGUCGUUCGCCCGGGCGAGCGCAGGCUUCCUCAUGAUGCCCAUCACGGUCAUCAAGGUCCGCUAUGAGAGCACGUUCUACAACUACACUUCCAUCUGGGGCGCCGGGAAAGACAUCCUCCGCACCAACGGCCUGCGCGGCUUCUUCGCCGGGUUCGGCGCCACAGCCGUCAGGGACGCGCCCUAUGCGGGGCUCUACGUGCUGUUCUACGAGCAGGCGAAGAAGCGGCUGAGCGCGCUCAGCACGGUUGUCGGAAAGACGCAGAACGAAGGCUCGAGAGCGCUCAGCAGCGGGUCCUCGGCCGGCAUCAAUUUCGCGUCCGGGGUGCUGGCUGCGGGGUUUGGAACCGCGAUCACAAAUCCGUUCGAUGCGAUUAAGACGAGGCUGCAGCUUAUGCCGGAGAAGUAUAAGAACAUGGUGCAGGCUUCGAAGCUCAUGCUCAGGGAAGAGGGACUGAGGUGCUUGUUUGAUGGGCUGGGCAUCAGGAUGGCGAGGAAGGCGGUUAGUUCUGCGUUGGCGUGGACGGUGUAUGAGGAGAUUAUCAGACGGGCGGAGGUGAGGUGGAGAGAAGGUGCUGCGAUGUAA